Eublepharis macularius is the source of this 1354-nucleotide messenger RNA. Its product is annotated as receptor-transporting protein 3-like. The coding region runs from base 17 to 1291 and encodes 424 amino acids. The record is from RefSeq and is a predicted model, not a curated record. The transcript is spliced from 2 exons. Gene Ontology annotation, molecular function: olfactory receptor binding. NCBI's taxonomy places the organism in Eukaryota, Metazoa, Chordata, Lepidosauria, Squamata, Eublepharidae. Gene Ontology annotation, biological process: protein targeting to membrane; detection of chemical stimulus involved in sensory perception of bitter taste; protein insertion into membrane.
CGGCCCAAAAGGAAAAAUGAAGACGCUGAGCAUGAAUGACUGGCGAAAGAUCUUUAAGGAGCAGAUGCAAGAGGUGAAACCCAAUGAUGUCUGGAGACUGAAGAUGGAUUGGCAACUUGAUUUCAAUCACUUUAGCCCUGGAUGGGUGCAAGUCUUACAGGAUCAAGCCCAUGCAAGGUUUACAUGUUCGCAGUGCUACCAUAGCUGGUUGUCCUAUCAGGUUGUUAUCCUCUUCCACAUGAACUGGGAGCAAAAGGAAAGACGGGGGUCGGUCUUGAUGAAGCCGUUUAGGCAGCAGUGCCUCAAGUGUUCUUCAGAGAAGCAUGAAGUGCCAGAGUUCACUGAGACAGAUGUCACCAGUGUCAUACAUCACUUGAUCCUCGACAUCCAGGAGAAAUGCUAUGGGGAAUACGUUGAUCGCAGUGAACUCUCUGAGGUGGUAUGGGACAGGGAGUACGACGGGCCACAUAAGCGCCAACAGUGUGAAGCUUGCCGAAUGGGACUGCACAGAAAGCAUCAUGGGAACUCUGCAGACCAGCAUGGGCAGCCUCAAGGUGCAAUGCAUUAUGGGAAGCCCCAGCUUCCCAUUAGUACAGAAAGUAACCAAUGUGUAACGAUGCACAGUUCCUCAACAGAAAGACAGGCUCCGCCAGUCACAGACCCCUCAGAUCUCAAUUUCUGGACAACUAGUAUGGAAAAUAACCAGCAUGCAACAAGGCACAGUUCCUCAACCGAAAGACAGGCUCCAUCAGUCACAGACCCCUCAGAUCUCAAUUUCUGGACAACUAGUAUGGAAAAUAACCAGCAUGCAACAAGGCACAGUUCCUCAACCGAAAGACAGGCUCCGCCAGUCACAGACCCCUCAGAUCUCAAUUUCUGGACAACUAGUAUGGAAAAUAACCAGCAUGCAACAAGGCACAGUUCCUCAACCGAAAGACAGGCUCCAUCAGUCACAGACCCCUCAGAUCUCAAUUUCUGGACAACUAGUAUGGAAAAUAACCAGCAUGCAACAAGGCACAGUUCCUCAACCGAAAGACAGGCUCCGCCAGUCACAGACCCCUCAGAUCUCAAUUUCUGGACAACUAGUAUGGAAAAUAACCAAUGUACAACAAUGCAUAGUUCCUCAACCGAAAGACAGGCUCCGCCAGUCACAGAAUCCUCAGAUCCCACAGUUACUUGCAACCGUUGGAAAUGUGCUUGCUGGAAAUGUGUUUUGUUAACCAGUGCUGCUAUUGUUCUAUUUGUUUCUGUUGUUCUUAUUUUAAUUGCCUAUUGGCUUAAUUGGAUCUAGAGACGACAGAAUGGGGCAAGGGGCAGAAAUGAAUGCUGGAGCGAUAUGAUGUUCAACCAGGAA